GUCAAGGCAGUCACGGAUUGUAUUCGCGCUUGGUCCUACAGAAUUAUCACAAUUUGUAUAAAUACUCUUAAAACAAAGUAUUCAUGCUGCUAUAAACUAGGAACCUUCAGGCUUUGAAAAUAUAUACUGUACGCACUUUGUGGUUCACCAUUUGAAAGGACCUGAUGUAACAUGUUAAAAUGUCUUUAAAAGGAUCUUGAAAUCCAAGUGCACGUCACAGAAAAGGAUUUUUGUUUGUUUCGUUCCCACCACCUUUUUUUUUAAACACACCAACCAAAUGGUUACGCAUUGCUGGAUUACCAAUAGCGGGCUAGUCUAAACGGAUAAACAACAGGGAUAAAGCUUCUGUCCAACCAGCUGAAAUAAGACUGGAGAAUAACCAGAAAGGGAACGGGAAGAGGAGCGACAGCGUGUGGAGCUCCAUCACUUCCCAAAAGAUAAAAAGCAGGCAUCAAGUUCUCACAGUGACUGAAAAACUACUUCUAGUCCUGAAGGCAUCAUGGAUACACAGUUUGUGUAUGACCUUUUAGGGGAAAAUGCUUGGUUAUACAUCUCUGCUACCUUCAUUGUGUUGUGGAUUGUCGGGUGGCUCUACAGAGACAGCCUGGAGAUUGAGGAUUUCAAAUCUAAGUAUGUCUUUGUUACUGGCUGUGACACGGGGUUUGGAAACCUGCUGUGUAAGAAACUGGAUCGUAAAGGUUUCCGUGUACUAGCUGGCUGUCUCACAGAAAAGGGAGCUGAUGAUCUGAAAAGAGUGGCAGGGCCUUAUCUGAAGACUGUCCUGCUGGAUGUGACCAGUCAGGAUAGCAUUGAAAAAGCAAUGGAGUGGACCAAGCAAGAGGUUGGCGAUAAGGGACUUUGGGGUCUUGUGAACAAUGCUGGACGUUCAUUACCCAUGGGUCCAUCAGAGUGGAUGAAAGUGGAGGAUUUCCACAGCACACUGAAAGUAAACAUGAAUGGAGUGAUUGCCAUGACAAUGACCUUCCUGCCCCUCAUCAAACAGGCUCGUGGCCGUAUUGUAAAUGUAGCAUCAGUGCUUGGUAGGGUGGCAGCAAAUGGUGGUGGAUACUGCAUUUCCAAGUUUGCAGUAGAAUCUUUCUCUGACUGCCUCAGGAGAGACAUCCACUACUUUGGAAUUAAGGUGUGUAUCGUUGAGCCCGGGUUUUUCAAGACUGCAGUAACAAGCCUUGAACCCAUUGAGAGGGAGCUCCAUCGCCUGUGGAACCAACUCAGCCCUGAAGUAAAGGCCAGCUAUGGAGACAAAUACCUUGAUAAAUAUAUCAAGACACAGCGUUUGAUCAUGAAUGCCGUCUGCGACUCUGACCUCACUAAAGUGACCAACUGCAUGGAGCACGCUCUCUCUGCUGCCUACCCUCGCACCAGAUACAGUGCUGGCUGGGAUGCCAAGCUUGUCUGGAUCCCCCUCUCUUACAUGCCUUCCUUUGUAGUUGAUAUUGCACUGAAGCUCGUGCUUCCACGUCCUUCAAAGAGCGUCUGAUUUGGGAUGACCUACUUUAUGUAAUUUUGACGCAAUAAGGAGGCUGACAUUAAAAAGUUUUUUUUUCUUUUAAAAAUUAUCAAUUUUUCUUAUCAGAGUUGGCCAUGCGAUGAUAACAUGAUAACUUUAGAAAUUACUGUUAUUAUAUUUAUAAGUGUAUACCAUAGAAAAGUUUUUUUUCCCCUCUGUAAUGUCUGUUUGACACUUCCAGACAACAUAAAAAAUAUUCAUACAGUUUACUGUAUACGUACUAUUCUGUAUGUUGGGUGUUUUGACGCUAUUGUUUAUGGUGUUUGUUAUGGAUGUUGUUCACCAUGGAAGCCUGAAUCAAGAGCAUUUUAAUAUUAAGAAACUGUGUUUGUCAGAAUGCAAGGACGGGCAUGCUGCUGAAACGGGAGUGAGAAUGGGCUGCUGUAUACAGAAAUAAAAUAAAUAAAGAUUUGCUAUGAACCAA
This is a messenger RNA of Oreochromis niloticus (Nile tilapia), 1952 nucleotides long. RefSeq names its product retinol dehydrogenase 5 (11-cis/9-cis) (gene rdh5). The transcript has 6 exons. Gene Ontology annotation, molecular function: all-trans-retinol dehydrogenase (NAD+) activity. Gene Ontology annotation, cellular component: intracellular membrane-bounded organelle. The record is from RefSeq and is a predicted model, not a curated record. Gene Ontology annotation, biological process: steroid metabolic process; retinoid metabolic process. NCBI's taxonomy places the organism in Eukaryota, Metazoa, Chordata, Actinopteri, Cichliformes, Cichlidae. Bases 500 to 1498 code for a protein of 332 amino acids.